Spirodela intermedia is the source of this 6114-nucleotide messenger RNA. The record is from the annotation of a GenBank genome assembly. NCBI's taxonomy places the organism in Eukaryota, Viridiplantae, Streptophyta, Magnoliopsida, Alismatales, Araceae.
AUGGGGUGCGUUUUCGGUAGAGAGGCGUCCUCUGCGGCUUCUGCAACUCGUAGGAGGAAGGAGGCAAGCAGGCCAUCGCUGUCUCAGUCUCAGGCGACGUUAACUACAGUCGAGACCGGCGUUGAUGUCCCCAACGCGGGGCAUGGCGGCGACAAGGAGAAGAAGACGAAGGACGGCGGCGGCGGAGUGGCCGCUGUUCUUCGCCGCGGCUCCCAUGCGCAGCAGGGGCCUGAGAGGAAGCAGAAACCAGACCCAAAGCAUGGGAACCUCUCAAAGCAGGCUUAUGGGGAGCAAGUGGCGGCGGGGUGGCCAGCAUGGCUUUCGCAUGUCGCCGGCGAGGCCAUCAGGGGGAUGGUCCCCCGCCGGGCAGAUUCCUUCGAGAAGAUUGUCAAGGUAAGUCCCUUGGGUCUUCUUCUUCUUCUUCCUUUUCCGACUGGUCUCCCCUUCUCUUUUGGUAGAACUGGAGAUUGACUCCGUGUUCUUGAUCUGCUCUUGUUGUAGAUAGGGCAAGGGACUUACAGCAACGUAUACAAGGCCAGAGACAACUUGACGGGGAAGAUUGUGGCCCUGAAGAAAGUGAGGUUCGACAGCUUAGAACCAGAGAGCGUCAAGUUCAUGGCGAGGGAGAUUCUCAUUCUGAGGAGACUGAAUCACCCCAACGUAGUGAAGUUGGAAGGUCUGGCGACGUCCAGGAUGUCAUGCAGCUUGUACCUUGUGUUUGAAUACAUGGAGCACGAUCUUGCUGGUCUCGCUGCGGCUCCUGGGAUCAAGUUCACCGAGCCCCAGGUGCGUUGACAUAUUUCCCUCCUAAAAAGGUGGAGAUCCUCUCCUUGAGUCUUGUUUUGAUUCUCAAGCGCUUCUCCUUGAAAACAGGUGAAGUGCUACAUGCAUCAGCUGCUGUCAGGGCUCGAGCACUGUCACAAUAACGGCGUACUGCACCGUGACAUAAAGGGGUCAAACCUCCUGCUUGAUAAUGGCGGGCUACUCAAGAUUGCAGACUUUGGCUUAGCUACCAGCUUCAAUCCAAACCGCAAGCGGCCCAUGACGAGCAGGGUUGUGACGCUGUGGUAUCGGGCCCCGGAGCUUCUCUUGGGGGCCACUGACUAUGGUGUGGGGGUUGACCUUUGGAGCGCUGGCUGCAUCCUGGCAGAGCUUCUGGCUGAAAAGCCCAUUAUGCCUGGCCGCACUGAGGUAAGCCCAGCACCUAAUGCAGUGACGUUAUCCUCUUAGACUUUUUUGUCCAGCUCACACUUACAUAUGCAUGUUGGAAAGGUAUUCUCAUUAGUUUUUGCUCUGAUCCAGUUUGACCAUUUUCUGAUUGACUAUUUACCUGCAUGUGAACCUCUUGCUUUUUUUGUUAUAGCGUGUAUGCUUGACCUCUCUGUGGGAGGAACUCUUAGGCAGAAGAAAUAGUGAAUGUGCUCCGGUCGGAGAGCUGUCUUUAACCGAGCCCUAUCUUUGAUUUGAGCCAUGUGUAUGGGUUGACCUUUUUUAUGUUGUUAAAUAUCGCUGUUAGUUGCUUAAUUGUAUGAAGUAUCCUGUUCUACUCUGAUGAUUGACCGUUUUGACUAAUUUUUAGGAAUAUUGGGGUUCUGUCUCAUUAGAUUUAUAUAGAUGAGAUUCAAAAGAUAAUAUCUCUUGGAGUCCUGGGGUGAAUAGCGCAGAUACCGAAUUGGUACCUGUGGAAAUAACUCCCAGACCUAUAAACCUCAGGACUCAAUCCACAGGCUUCUUAUAAGGGUAACUUGGUCAUAAUAUAAAUAAUCCAAUAUAUGAGCAUGUGACGUCAUCCCAGUAAGUAUGUAGAAAAUCCUCGAAAAGGUCAUCUUAUCUGCAUGCGACUUCAUCCCACUAAUAUGUAGAAAAUCUUAUAAAAGGUCAUCUAAUCUUUGCUCAGUUCUGUUGGAGCAAACAACAUCCGCACAGGAUUGCCCCUGUUUAUAUGAUGACUUGAAGCAUCUUCAACCAUAUCAAUAUUAGCCUCCAUCUUGUUAUGGCCAUUGGUUUUUUUCUUUGCUAAACCUUAUUAUUUGAGUUCUUUCACUCAUUUCAUGAUUGUUUGUGUCAAGGACCUUUCAAAUGGAAGAGAAGAUCCUUACAUAUAGCAGAAACCAUCUUGUUGAUUCUUUUUCUGCUUCUUGUCAUUGAUUUCGCUUGAAGAGGUUUCUCAUGGCAGGUGUUGUUUAAGAAUUUCAACAAGUUCGUAGUAAUCUCUGGCAUUCUCCUUAAAUAUUAAAUUUUUUAUUUUAUUGUUAUGAUCAUGCUCUCAAGAUUCGGGGAGAAUAAUUGCCAUUAAAUGAACAACUUCCCAAAUUUCGCUGAACUUUUUUUUUGGAUUUUGAUUCUUCUGGGUCUAAACUACGAGAUUGAAUCGUGCGUGCACAAUUAUCUUCAGAUAGUGCACUUGCUGCAUUACCUCUGGUUUUCUAUGUUUUUCUUAGUGCUUGUCGUUUUUGUUAUGUAAAUGUUCUCUGCUGCUGAAAUCCAAAGAAGAAUAUGAAAUGCUAUCCUCCACAAUAUGUUUUUUUAUUUAAUGUAAUUGGAUCCCUGCUAUAUCAUAAAUUAUCUGGAAAUAAAUUACGACGUAUUUUUCUUCUUUUUUUUUUUAUCAGGUUGAGCAACUUCACAGGAUUUUCAAGUUAUGUGGCUCACCACCGGAGGAAUACUGGAGGAAAUCAAAAUUGCCACAUGCGACAAUUUUUAAACCUCAGCAACCAUAUAAAAGAUGUAUUGCAGAGACUUUCAAGCAUUUUCCGAAAUCAUCUUUGCCAUUAAUCGAAACUCUUCUCGCAAUUGAUCCAGCAGAACGUCAAACUGCUACUGCUGCAUUGAAAAGUGAAGUGAGUCUUCUUGAAACGAUUACAUUUAUUCUCUGUGAAUUGACUGAUGGGAUUGCAUUUUCUACUUGUCCUUAAGUUGGAUAGUUUUCCAUUCAGUAAAGAUCAUUGGCGAGAUAAUCACAUUUAGUGCUGAUUCAUAACUGCCCCUGUAUUUUGGACUUACUAUAAUAACUGUGCUAACAUAUUUCUUCAAAAGAAAUUUGUGAAGGAAUGUGAUUCGUGUACAGUAGUAUUUUUAAAAUGGAUAUUCACCAAUCUUAAGCUAGUCUGUGUGUCAUUUGUUUCUAAGGUGAAAUUUCCAACUGGGUCGACGAAAAUUGUAUUCUGUAUUGAAAGGACAACUUUGUCUUGAGUUCUUUCAGUUUCAUCUGAUGAAAUUACAAUUAUUGAGGUGCUGGGUCUGAAUCUCAUGUCUUUCCAAAUAAAAAGGAUCUCCGUUAAGUCUCAACUAUUUCAAAAGCCUUUGUGCUCUUUCUUAAAUUUUGCUAGACAAACUAAGAAACGCAAUUAUACAAAGUUCUUUCAGCUAAGCAGAUCCUAUAAUUUUGGAAUCUGUUGAUUGCGAAUUAUAUUGAUAUGUAGAAACUCAUUAAAUAAGAGACGUGAUUGUGGAUAUCAAGUUGCCUGCAUUAUUAAAAAUUAUGGUCGUUUUUGUUGGAGAAUUGUGUUUAUCAUUUACAUCUAUAGCUUAUAUUAUCAUUUUUUCUGCCGUAAAAUUAAUUUAUUCAUGGAUCGAUAAUCAUUAGGCUAUCUCAAGUGUCAACACACUAUAGAUAGAAUAUUUUGUGGCGAAACUAUAAUAUGAACUACAUAGUAGAGGCCAAUGACGUGCUUGGCAUCUAGUGUGAAGGGGUAUAGACAAUAUGUGGAAGACCUAAGCUAGGUAAUUUUAUGAAAGAUUAGUCUUGUUUUAUUCACCAGUCAUAGAACCUGAUCAGGAUACUAAGCUGUGAGGCGUGGUGUGAGGUAUUUAAUGCAUAGUCGUUUGAAUCAUGCAACCCUUGCGAGUUGUAGUGUUCUUGUUGGGCCCUAAAUUGGAUACUAAGCUGUUGAAUUUAACUUUUGAACUCAGAAUGGUGUCUCAAUUGAUGCUUUUAGCUGCAUCCAACAUGGAUAUCAGUCCAGCUCAGGUGAUUGCACCACUGUGGACUGUGACAGGCUAAAAUGUAGUGCAUGAAUGUGGAGAAGAAAUCCAGUAAACAGGUUUCCUUCAUCAGGUUAAAUGAACGGAGCAGGAGAGGAAAGGGCAAGCAAUUUUGUUCCAUGCAGAGUUGUGGUAGCGUAGUACAUAACUAAGAUCACUGGAUAAUGUAUGCCUUCUCGAGAUUGUUAUGGUUAGGGAUAAUGUAUGUAGCAUGGGAGGAUUUCUUGGGCAAUUCUUCAAGGCUUUGUAGAGGUUUAUCUUCUAAAUGCUGCAUGUAGAAGAACAUGAUAGUAACUCCCCUGCAUUAAAUUAACCAGUGAAAUUCCAACUUAACUAAUAAUGCCAGAAGUAUAUAAUUAUGUGGAGCUUGCCGACCCCAGAUUGGAAAGUUCUCCAAGUAUCUGCCCAUAUUGGUACAUUUUAAUUAAUCUCACCCGCGUGAAAGUACUUGACGGGAUUCAUCAGAUUGAUAUUAACUUCUUCCAUUCCUUAAAAUAUGGAAUUGAAGGUAAAAAAACUUGCAGACAUUGGGUUUGAUCCUAAUCAUGCUUUUCUUAAUAAUGCUGAAUCUUCUUACUAAAUAUGGGCUGUGGAUAUCACUGUGGGGAAGCUGGUCUUCUGACUCAUUGCUUGUGGAUUACUUGUGAGUGCAGUUUUUCACCACUGAACCGUAUGCAUGCGAUCCGUCAAGCCUUCCCCAGUACCCUCCAAGCAAGGAAAUGGAUGUGAAGCUGAGAGACGAAGAGGCCAGGAGGUUUGUUCGCCUAGUGUUCCCCUUUGUUUUGCUUGGUCGAUCUCUUUGGUUCUUUGCAGGUUUUCCUUGAUUACUUUCACCUUUAUUGCCCGGAUCCAUUUCCUUGAUGGGUCACCUUUCUUGCGAUAAGUUUUCAACAUCUUGUUUGCGGUGGAAUGGGUUUCGGCAGGAUUUGCGUCAAGUCUGUGAAAUGGGAAGACUUUUCGGAAAUGUUGGUCAUAAAUACUAAGAUUGUGAGCUAAUUUACUAGAAUGCUGUUCUGUGUGCUACUGCUUUGGAUAAGUUGUAAAUUAAAUAGACGAAAGUAGCCUGCAACUGCUUUGGAUCUUGACAAGAAGAAAUAGAGAGAAAGAUGAAGAACAAUAUCUUUCGAAGUGGUAAAGAGGAGCAAUAUCUUUCAGUAUCUUUCCUUGUUUUAUCUUCUCUUAUCGGUUUUCCUUUUUGGGUGAAAAUAAAAAACCCGCCUUUUUUCUCCCAUCAUCGAGGAAGAACAGAGAAAGAUUUCCUCAGAUUUUUCCUUUUUUGUUUUUUUGAUUUUCUAUUUUCUAGCAUAGAAGACCAGCCAGACCAGCUCAUUCGAGUGUCUUUCAAUCCGCAUCCGGCGAUUUAUAUCCGUGGUCUUUGCUAAAUAUGUGAUAGAUAUAUCCCUUCAUAGACAUUAUUAUUCUUCUUGUAUUUAACAUUAGUUCAUAUUCCUGUAGACUCAGGGCGAACAGCCGUGCAAGGGCCAAUGCCGAUGCUCCGAAGAAGGUGCGUACACGUGAUCGACCCCCCAAGGGGGCCAUUCCUGCCCCCGAUGCCAACGCAGAGCUACAAGUCAACGUUGACGUACGCCAUUCUAGAUCAUUCUCCUCUUCUCCUCUUAUCCCAUUUAUUUAUUUAUUUAUUUAUUUAUUUAUUUAUUCUGUGCUCUGGAAAGAGUUAGAAUCAUUUUAUUUUAGAGGGCAUAAAAUAUCAAUUUAAGAGAUUUAAAAAUGGGGCGCAUGAUUCUAAGAGACUGGAAAUAGGAUGGACGGAUGGAUGCCUUCUUGGGGAUUUCUCUUGGACUUGCUCUUUCGUCCGUUGACUCUUCUUCUGAUGAUGAUGGUUGGCAGCGGCGGCGCAUGAUCACGCAUGCAAACGCGAAGAGCAAGAGCGAGAAGUUCCCGCCGCCGCACCAGGACGGCGCACUCGGCUUCCCCCUGGAAUCCUCCAGCUUCAUGGACACCUACGACCCCCCUGAGGCCUCCUUCACAACGGUAAUCGGCACCCAGAAGGGCGGCGGUGGUGGCGGCGGCGGCGGUGGUAUCUCCACCUGGUCCGGCCCAUUGGGUGAUCCCACCGCCAUCCGCCCGAGGAAGAAAUCUAAAGCCAGCCUCAGAAACCUGAAGAAAUGA